Molecule: messenger RNA, 528 nt
Organism: Parnassius mnemosyne (clouded apollo)
Lineage: Eukaryota; Metazoa; Arthropoda; Insecta; Lepidoptera; Papilionidae
Source: the annotation of a GenBank genome assembly
AUGGACCCCGUCAUCAUAACGCCGGAUGACGUAGCUGAAGCGGUUCGUGGGAUCCCGAACUGGUUGAAGGGAUUCGUGGUGUGUCACGCUGUGCUCGCCCGACAGUUUCAAGAGGUUCUCGACCAAAAGUCACUCCCGCGUCUCUUCUGGAUCUGGACUGAGAUCACUCACCUGGUUCCUAAAGACCGGGAUUCCACAGACCGGAGCAAAUACCGCCCCAUUACGUGUUUACCCACCAUAUAUAAGACACUGACAUCCAUUUUGAGUACGCGAAUCAAUCGUCAAAAUGGAUGUCGGGUCGAUGGUCGUGGAACCAAGGAACCAUUCCUCAUUGACGCGGUCAUUGGCAAGGUGGUUAAACGCAACCGUCGGAACCUCUCCGCCGCCUGGAUAGACUACAAAAAGGCAUUCGACUCGGUGCCUCAUACAUGGCUGAACAGGGUCCAGCCCUGGCUGGUCCAGCCCAGAACAGGCUGCGAAGUUGAAGAAAAAAGUAAGGUUGCUAACUUUGAGAGCAUAGACUUAUAA